Esox lucius (northern pike) is the source of this 1469-nucleotide messenger RNA. RefSeq names its product leukocyte elastase inhibitor (gene ileu). NCBI's taxonomy places the organism in Eukaryota, Metazoa, Chordata, Actinopteri, Esociformes, Esocidae. Gene Ontology annotation, biological process: negative regulation of endopeptidase activity. The record is from RefSeq and is marked provisional. Gene Ontology annotation, molecular function: serine-type endopeptidase inhibitor activity.
GGGGCGGAGCGAUCGUCUUUGAGUUUUGGGAAGGCGAGGUGUGUAUUCGUUAGAACUAAAAUAAAGUUAUUUCCUCUGCCUGCCUGCAUUUCCUACCAUUGAAAAUGGCGUCAGUGUCUUUGGCCAACACCAGCUUCUCCCUGGAUCUGUUCAAGAAGAUCACAGAGAAAAACAAAACGGGCAAUGUCUCCUACUCCCCCCUCAGCAUCUCCUCUGCUCUGGCCAUGGUGUCUCUGGGGGCCAGGGGUAACACCGCGACUCAGAUGUCAGAGGUCCUGCAUUUCGAUAAAGAUAACAUAAAAGUCCAUGAAGGCUUCAGCAAGCUCAUGAGUGAACUGAACAAGGAAGAAUCUAUGUACAAGCUGAUAACAGCCAAUCGCCUGUACGGAGAACAGUCUCACCAGUAUUUUGAGACUUUCCUCCACGACACCAAGAAGCACUACAAUGCAGAGUUGGAGGCUGUAGACUUCAUGUGCAAUGCAGAGACUGCUAGACAGAACAUCAACACUUGGGUGGAGAAGCAGACCGCAGAGAAAAUCAAGGAUCUGUUGCCAAAGAUUGUUGAUGAAAUGACCAGUCUGGUCUUGGUUAACACCAUCUACUUCAAGAGCAACUGGGACAGGAUAUUCUUACAGACCAGCACCACAGAUGCCAUGUUCAAACUGAACAAGAAUCAGAGUAAGCCAGUGAAAAUGAUGCACCAGAAGGACUAUUUCCCCCUGACCUUCAUCCCAGAGGUCAACUGUCAGAUUCUGGAGUUGCCCUAUGAAGGGAAACAACUGAGCAUGCUCAUCAUGCUUCCUAAUGACAUUGAGGACGACACCACUGGACUGGAGAAGCUGGAGAAGCAGCUGACCUUCAGAAACUUUGUGGAGUGGACCAAGCCUGACAAAAUGAAAGUGGAGCAGGUUGAAGUGGGCCUGCCCAAGUUCAAACUGGAGGAGAACCUGGAACUUGGGGAGAUGCUGGUCAGCAUGGGCAUGAUAGAUGCCUUCGACAAAACCAAGAGUGACUUCUCAGGCAUGUUGUCCAACAACGACCUGGUUCUGUCCAAGGUGGUGCACAAGGCCUUUGUGGAGGUCAAUGAGGAGGGCACAGAGGCAGCAGCUGCUACUGGAUCUAAGAUCGAAUUUCAAUGUCUAAUACUAAAUUGGGCUACAUUCAUUGCCGACCACCCCUUCUUGUUCUUCAUCCGCCACAACCCCACCCAGAGCAUUCUUUUCUCUGGCCGCUACUCUUCCCCUUAGACAUUUAGCUACAUGACAUGUGGAGGGAGGAGAGGGUGUUCAAGUAAUGAAUUAUAGCAACAAUAAUAGUAUCCAUUAUCUUAGAUCAUUUUCUAGAUGACUGGGUCACUUAUAGUAAACUAUGAAUAGUAACCCAACAUUAAUUCCAUGUUUUGCUUGUUGCACUCAUCUGUCUGUUUCAAGAUGGAAAAUGUUUGUGAUUUAUUAAAAUAAAAAUGUCUC